Trypanosoma theileri is the source of this 1458-nucleotide messenger RNA. Its product is annotated as 6-phospho-1-fructokinase. The record is from RefSeq and is a predicted model, not a curated record. Gene Ontology annotation, biological process: fructose 6-phosphate metabolic process; glycolytic process. Bases 1 to 1458 code for a protein of 485 amino acids. Gene Ontology annotation, molecular function: ATP binding; 6-phosphofructokinase activity. The transcript has a single exon. NCBI's taxonomy places the organism in Eukaryota, Euglenozoa, Kinetoplastea, Trypanosomatida, Trypanosomatidae. Gene Ontology annotation, cellular component: cytoplasm.
AUGGAGUCUCGUCGUCGUGUCACCAGCAAACUGGUUCUCUCUCCUGCGGCCUCACUGAGCAAAGUGACACAGGAGGAUCUUAAUGUGGAGCGUCUUCCGGGACGCAAAUACGUAAAUCCAAGCAGGAAACAUGUGAUGCGUGAGGAGUUUUCUGACCGUAUUGAACACAUCAUGUACGACCCACGCCCACAAGAGGGAUCUCCCUCUAAUAAUCCUAUCUCUUUAAGCCCCCUUCUCUGUGAGCUUGCCGCACCCCGUCAUCGCCUUCACUUUAACCCGGCCGAUACAGUUGUAGGUAUCGUUACAUGUGGUGGUAUUUGCCCUGGUCUCAAUGAUGUGAUUCGUUCUUUGACCCUUACUGCUAUUAAGGCCUACAGUGUAAAACGUGUUAUUGGUUUCCGUUUUGGUUACUGGGGUCUGUCUAAGAGUGGUGCCCACACUGCUAUGGAGCUUUACCGCAGCUCUGUUACAAGCAUUCACCGCCAUGGUGGUACAAUUCUUGGAAGCAGCCGUGGUCCACAGGAUCCAAAGGAAAUGGUUGACACAUUGCAGCGACUUGGUGUAAAUAUUCUCUUUACUGUGGGUGGAGAUGGAACACAACGUGGUGCCCUCUCAAUUGCUCAAGAAGCCAAGCGUCGUGGAGCUGACAUUGCUGUUUUUGGUGUUCCCAAAACCAUUGAUAACGACCUCAGUUUUUCACACCGUACAUUUGGUUUCCAAACUGCUGUGGAAAAGGCUGUUCAAGCUAUUCGUGCCGCAUACGCUGAGGCUAUUUCUCUCAAUUACGGUGUUGGCGUUGUAAAGCUCAUGGGUCGUGACAGUGGUUUCAUUGCUGCGCAAGCAGCUGUGGCAAGCGCCCAGGCAAAUAUUUGCCUUGUUCCUGAAAACCCUAUUCCUGAAGAAACAGUAAUGAAGCUGAUUGAACGCCGCUUUGAGACUUCCCGCAGCUGUGUUAUCAUUCUCGCAGAAGGUUUUGGCCAGAACUGGGAGGAAGGUUCUCGUGGCUAUGAUGCCUCAGGCAACAAGAAAUUGUUGGACAUUGGUAUUGUUCUCACGAAGAGGAUUCAAAAGUGGUUGAAGGAGAACCGUGAUCGUUAUCCUCAUGGCACAGUGAAGUAUAUUGAUCCCUCAUAUAUGAUCCGUGCAUGCCCACCUUCUGCUAAUGAUGCUCUCUUCUGCGCCACUUUGGCAACUCUCGCCAUGCAUGAGGCGAUGGCUGGUGCCACCAACUGUAUCAUUGCGAUGCGCUACAACAAUUACAUUCUUGUUCCCAUUAAGGUGGCUACUUCAGUCCGCCGUGUGAUUGACCUUCGGGGUCAGCUCUGGCGUCAAGUGCGGGAGAUCACUGUUGGACUUCACGACGAUGUACGCGCCUGUAAGGAAACAGAAAUCCGUCGUGAGCUUGAGGCAAUUGGAUUGAUUCGUGAGCGUCUUAUCAAUGAGUUGUCCAGGCUGUAG